UCCUUGGGCACUCCAGCAGUAUCCUACCACUACCCUCGCAUUUCAGUACAAAUUUUAUCCCUUCUGGUUCGCUCCAUUUCAUUCGGUCGUGUUCUGUUUCAGCGAACUAUGAGCUUUCUCCGGUUUCGACGCGGAGCAUCAGAGAACAGUUACUUCAAACAAGAAAGCGAGUUGCAGGCGAGCAGAUUAAGGGAGUCCGCUCAAUUGCGUUCCCAGAAUAACACCGAAGCCCACUCUGUAAGCAGCAAUGGCGAUGCCACGUCAGCAUCCCCUCCUGCAACUACCAACCUCGAGGAUGCCGUGGAUGUGCUCCCGGAAAUCCUCAGCCAUCGAUUGCCUCUCGCGAGCCGAUCUGAACCGUUGAUUGACGUAAGGCAUUCGCCGGGUGGAAGUGGAGAUACUAUGACCGAGAGAGAUGGAGUUGAUAACAGAUUCGCACACGUCAGCAGAUCAGCGCCUGGUGCAUCUGCACACGUCAGCAGAGCGUCUUCGGGAUUGCCUGGUGCUUUGGAGGGAGCAUUGGGACAUGUUCCAGAGACGAGGCUCGGCAGGAGCAAAUACCAGAUAUCGUUCGAUGGCGCGCACAUGCCUUCUCCCUCCACAGCCAACGAGAGGAGGCCACGUGGGCCAGACAAGGCCACGGCAGAGGGCAUGGCGCAAGCCCUACGCAUGGGGGGAGGGGGCCAGAGUCACCAGGUGUUCAGAGGCCAUAGCCCUCUGCGUGGGUGAGAGGGAGAGACGGAAAAGGAGUUGGCUUGGGCGGGUGUUAGGGGGAGUGAGGAGAGUGAAACCCUGAAACGCUCCGAUUCUUGCCCAUGAACCCCACCCUGAUCUCUGCUCCUGCCCCAAAAGCCCACCC
Closterium sp. NIES-67 is the source of this 859-nucleotide messenger RNA. The record is from the annotation of a GenBank genome assembly. Lineage: Eukaryota; Viridiplantae; Streptophyta; Zygnematophyceae; Desmidiales; Closteriaceae.